UUAAUGUUAACUCUGUCCAAAUUUCGUUUGAUGUUUUAUGGAUUGAUAAUUGUUUGUGGUUUUGAGUGACUGAUGAGCUUAGGCUAUGGCUAGCUUUUCUGAUCUCUUAAAGAUUUUAGUUAAUGUAUCAAGAUAUUACUGUUACAAAUGAUGAAAACAGCUAUAGUUUCAUCACUUGAUUAGAGGCUGAGAAACCCUUGGAUCUUUUUUGCUAUGGCAUUCUUGAUCUCUGGCUUCACAACUGUUUUAUAUUGAUGUUCAUCAUAUUGCAUGUAAAUGUUGUUCAUUGCUGCAAAUUCAUUCCAGAUAAUAUUAUCUUUUGCAUUGUUCUUUACGGUAAUAUGUUUGAAUGUUAUUCAUUGUUGAUAAAGUCAUUUAGUUCGGGAAUCAAGGGUUCAUUAGUCCGUCGGAUCUUUUUUACUUUCAGAAAUAUAAUAUUUAAAAUUUAUAUACUCCAAAAGGAUACGGGUAACGGAUAAUUUCUCGCGAGUCUACGGAUAUUUUAUCUCUCUCUCUCCCAUCGUUCAAUUGCUCCUUCAACCUUUGGCUGUUUUCUCCUUUUUCCUUUCUCUCCCAUUCUGCACUAGAGUCCUUUUCCUCAGUUCGAUAAGCUGUUCUUGCUUUAUCCCAUCCCCCACCCCCAUUCCCCAUAAUUCAUCUGUUAUUGCUGUAUUCUUGAUUACAAACCGACAACUUUAUCAUGAACGCAUCUCUCUUAUUUGAUUCCGACUCGAAGUCCCUACUCCGUCGCUGUCUCCACGAUCCCUCCUAUAAGAAUACCAUCUUUAGUCCCACCACCCCAUCAAAAUCUCACCUUUCGCAUUCUCCUCCUCGGAUUUCGCACCAUGGGCAUCGUUUCCGAGGCUCUGAUCGCCGCCCUCCUCCUCCUCGGGGUAGCUGCCACCGCCUACGCGGCGCCGGACAUGUCGAUCAUUAGCUACGACGAGAAGCACGGCGUGCGGGGCUUGGAGCGGAGCGACGAGGAGGUGCGGCGGAUGUACGACGCGUGGAUGGCGGCGCACGGGCGGGCGUACAACGCCCUGGGCGAGAGGGAGCGGCGGUUCGAGGUGUUCAAGGACAACCUACGCUUCGUCGACGCUCACAACGCCGCAGCCGGCGCCGGCGUGCAUGGGUUCCGCCUGGGUCUUAACCGCUUCGCCGAUCUCACCAACGAGGAGUACCGGGCUGUUUACGUGGGCACCAGAGCAAACCGCGCCACCGCCCGACGGGUGAGGGUGGCGAGCGACCGGUACCGGUACAACGCGAGCGAGGAGUUGUCGGAGUUCGUCGAUUGGAGGGAGCAAGGCGCCGUCGCCGCCGUCAAGGACCAGGGGAGUUGCGGGAGUUGCUGGGCCUUCUCGACGAUCGCUGCAGUAGAAGGAAUAAACAAGAUCAUGACGGGCAAUCUGAUAACGCUAUCGGAGCAGGAGCUAGUGGACUGCGACAAUGCCUACAACCAGGGAUGCAAUGGUGGACUGAUGGACUAUGCCUUUGAGUUCAUAAUCGAUAAUGGUGGCAUUGACACUGAUAGUGACUACCCCUACAAGGCCCGUGAUGGGACGUGCGACCAGCUCCGAAAAAAUACUAAAGUUGUUGUGAUCGAUGGGUAUGAAGAUGUUCCUGAGAACGAUGAGCGAGCGCUGCGGAAUGCUGUUGCCAACCAGCCUGUCAGUGUUGCUAUCGAGGCUGGUGGUAGGGAAUUUCAGCUCUACCAAUCGGGAAUAUUCACGGGAAGAUGUGGGACUGAGCUGGAUCAUGGUGUGGUUGUUGUUGGCUAUGGCACCGAGGAUGGUAAGGAUUAUUGGAUUGUCAGGAACUCAUGGGCCAGUGACUGGGGAGAGGCUGGCUAUAUCAGGAUGGAGCGUAAUGUCAAGACAUCCACUGGAAAGUGUGGUAUUGCUAUGGAACCAUCUUAUCCCACAAAAAAGGGUCAGAACCCACCCAAUCCUGGACCCUCUCCUUUCCCACCAGUGAAUCCACCAAUUGUCUGUGACAACUACUACUCCUGUCCAUCGAGCACCACUUGCUGUUGUGUCUAUGAGUAUGGACACUACUGCUUCGCCUGGGCAUGCUGUCCUCUUGAGGGCGCAACCUGCUGUGAAGAUCACUACAGCUGCUGCCCCCAUGACCACCCUGUUUGCAAUGUCCAGGCUGGAACUUGCCAAAUGAGCAAAGACAACCCCCUCGGAGUGAAGGCUCUUGCUCGGAUACCUGCAAAGCCGCAUUGGGCAUACUUGGAUGGCAAGAGCAAGAAGAUCAAUGUAUGAAGACUCAUGCAUUGAUUUGUUUCGUGAAGUGAAAAUUAAGAGUACUCCAGCAGCUUGACCUGGCACACUUCUCCCCUGCUUAUGAACCGAAAGUUAGCUUAUUGUUUAUUUGACGACAACCGUGUAAAUAUUUCAGAUUCGGAAUGUAAGGUGGACCGAAAGAUGGUUUACUUAUUAAUCAUGCCAUUUGCUUUUCCAAAAAUUGGAUCCCAUUCACUUGUCAUGUACUUCAAAAUUUAUCAUGUUACAAUAAGAUUGGGCAUUAGCUUACC
Messenger RNA from Musa acuminata AAA Group (dessert banana), 2539 nucleotides. Its product is annotated as oryzain alpha chain-like. Bases 846 to 2267 code for a protein of 473 amino acids. The transcript has 5 exons. Gene Ontology annotation, cellular component: lysosome. The record is from RefSeq and is a predicted model, not a curated record. Gene Ontology annotation, molecular function: cysteine-type endopeptidase activity. Lineage: Eukaryota; Viridiplantae; Streptophyta; Magnoliopsida; Zingiberales; Musaceae.